Molecule: messenger RNA, 747 nt
Organism: Aethina tumida (small hive beetle)
Lineage: Eukaryota; Metazoa; Arthropoda; Insecta; Coleoptera; Nitidulidae
Product: dynein light chain Tctex-type protein 2B
Exons: 4
Coding region: 184-663 (159 amino acids)
Biological process (GO): microtubule-based movement
Cellular component (GO): cytoplasmic dynein complex; cytoplasm
Molecular function (GO): dynein intermediate chain binding
Source: RefSeq, a predicted model, not a curated record
ACAAAUUAAAUUCUAAAAAUAAUUAAUUACUGAAAAGUGUUUACUAAUCAGUUUUAAGAUUGGUAGCACUGUAAGAAAAUUAAAUGGUUUUUGUGUAUCCAAUAGCAACGUAAACCUAACAAAACAUGUUUCAAUAACAUUGACUGACAGGGUUUUAUCUGAUACUUUUGUCUACCGUCACAAAUGGCUGCUCUACAGGAGGAUACAAUGGAUGAGACUCUGGGGCCCAAACAAAGAACGGGUGUCAGUGAAAUAGACCUUCAAAAACAGGACCAAGAGUUUAAGUUUCAAAGCCACGAAUCAUUUGGACCACAGGCAUAUCAAAUAAAACCUAGUUUAGAAGACAAAUUUAAGGAAAUUCCUGUGAAAGAAAUUAUUCGUGAUGUAGUCUCUGGUCAACUGGCUGGAAAGAAUUAUGAGGCUGACAAGGUGAAGAAGUGGACAAUAACAAUAGCUAAUGAUGUUAAUGAAAGGGUGAGAGGUCUACUAAUGACCAGAUAUCGGCACAUAGUGCAAGUAAUCAUUGGGGAAAUGAAAGGUGCAGGUGUCAGAACAGGAGCUAGGUGUAUUUGGGACUGUGAAUGUGAUGCAUAUACCAGUGAAGUUUUUAUGAAUGAUACAAUGUUUUGUUUGACAACAGUGUUUGCUGUAUAUUUGUACUGAACAGGAACAUAAUUUAAUUUUUAAUAUAUGAGAUUGUAAAUAUAAAUGUACUAAGUAGAAUAAAAGAAUUGUUUCUUUUUAAAA